Messenger RNA from Sesamum indicum (sesame), 732 nucleotides. Its product is annotated as non-specific lipid-transfer protein 2. Gene Ontology annotation, molecular function: lipid binding. The record is from RefSeq and is a predicted model, not a curated record. NCBI's taxonomy places the organism in Eukaryota, Viridiplantae, Streptophyta, Magnoliopsida, Lamiales, Pedaliaceae. Gene Ontology annotation, biological process: lipid transport.
CCCUCCCUCACCUUCUCUACUCACACUUGACAACUAUCCAGCAAGAAAGCAGCAUUUCCAUUUUUCACGCAGAAUUAAGUUAGUACGUACCAUGGCUUCCAUGAUCAAGGCAUUGUGCGUUGCGCUUGUUGGCGCCGUGUUGGUGAUAGCAGUUGUGCCCCCGGCUGAGGCCGCAUUAGGCUGCGGCAGCGUGAUAUCUUAUCUGGGUUCAUGCCGCCCCUAUGUGACCGACAAAGGUCCUUUAGGUGGUUGCUGCAGUGGGGUGAAGGGACUCUAUAAGGCUGCAAAAACCACCGCGGAUCGUCAGGCCACUUGCAGCUGCCUCAAAACUCUUGCCAGUACCUACAAAGGUGUCAAUCUUAGCAAGGCAGCCGGACUUCCUCAGCAAUGUGGUGUUAACAUUCCCUAUAAAAUCAGCCCUUCCACCGAUUGCUCAAAGGUGACGUGAAUUUAAUGGAGGAAAAUUGAAGGCUUGUGCAUGUAUGAUGAUGCAGCAGCAGCAACCUUUAUGUAUGUGUUUUGGUAUAAUAAUAAUAAUAAUGUAUGAGUAAAUAAAAAAGAGUUUUGGGAGGGUGGGGGGUACGUAGCUUUGCUCAGCAAAUCUAUUAGUUUUCCUUCCCGCUCUCUCACUUCUCCACUCACUUAAAUCCCUCUGUGUCUCUCUAUUUGUAAUCAAUUAUCCAAUGAGUUUCCAGUUUCCUUUUAUUGGUUAAUAUCAGCAGAUUUUUGCUA